Danio aesculapii is the source of this 2745-nucleotide messenger RNA. RefSeq lists its product as uncharacterized. The transcript is spliced from 10 exons. Lineage: Eukaryota; Metazoa; Chordata; Actinopteri; Cypriniformes; Danionidae. The record is from RefSeq and is a predicted model, not a curated record. Bases 1 to 2745 code for a protein of 914 amino acids.
AUGGCUACGGAAUAUCUUGAAUGCAGGUCCUGCAAAAAAAAGCUAGCAGCCUGGUCUCAAGAUAUUCUUAGCCAGCUUGAUCCUGUCCACAGGGAAAUGUUUCCUGCAGUCUUGACCUACAGGCUGUCCUGUGAUAAGGAGGUUGUGAGGUGGAUGCGGGGACGCUCACUUGGGAACAGUGCAACGUCUGCCUACCGAAGCCUGUGUGUCAGGCACAGAGAGAAGUGGAUUGCCCAGACAACCCAUUAUCUCUCUGUGGUUGGGAAGUUCCCAGACUGCACCACAGAUCCCAGCAGUCUCGCUGCCCGGCUGCCUCAGAUGGUGCCUGUGCCUUGUCCGGCAUGGCUGCUGUCAGUGUAUGCUAAAGAUGUACUGACACGGCUGCCUGAACUAAAGGCCAGGGUGACCUCCAUCUAUGGAACCAUCCUAAAGAUGGAUUCCACUAAAAAGGUCACUAAGAAAUUGGCUGGUGAGGCUGCUGGCACUGCAGCAUGGGUCACAGACGUGGGCAAUGAGUUUGGCCAGGUCCUCAUGUGUGUCCUCACUGAGGCAGAGGGCGAUGGCCUCCUUCCCAUGUGCUCUGGACUCGUGGAGCGCUACCGGAGAGCUGGAGAAGUUCCUCCCCAACUUCUCUAUGUGGACCGGGACUGUUGCUCUGCCACUGGUAAAGGAAAGGCGGCCGCAAUGUUUACCGAGUGGGACCAGCUCAUUGUCAGGCUGGAUAUAUGGCACUUCAUGCGGCGGUUUGCCGUUGGAGUGACCACAGACAGCCACCCGCUUUAUGCAUCCUUCAUGAAGCGCCUCACUGCUUGCAUCUUCGAAUGGGAUGCUUCAGAUGUUGAGAAGCUAAUGGAGGCCAAGCGGUCGACAGGCAGCCAGCCCACUGCCAAAGAACUGGCAAAGCAUUGCCGCCGCCGCACUCGAGGGGCCCAGGAGACCAUGCAGCUCAUUGAGAAGCUGCUACAAGACUUCAUGGGGGCCACUGACACCAUGGGCAUUAGACUUCUGGACCAGGAGAGGAUGCAAGAGAUCUGGCAGACCCAGCAGCGCCACGUUCAGUGCAUCCAGGACCCGCCAGGUGUGCAGCUGUACAGGAAAACAGGGCAGGUGACCAAGGAGGGGGUCAUUCUGCCAGUGUAUCGCUGUGCACGUGGCUCCACAUCUCUGGAGUCAUUCCACCUGCACCUAAAUCGCUUCGUCCCAGGUACAAGUGCGAAUGCUUUGCAUUUUCAAAUGUACCUGCUGGAAGGCCUGGUGCAGUGGAAUGAGGCACGUGGGGUCGCUGCAGUAGAAGGUGCCCGCAGAGAGGACAUCUGCUACGGCGGCCAGCUGCUACAGUACUGCAAUGUACUGAGCCAGCAGCUCCUGGGACAGAAACUGGUGCAGGAUUACACCAGCCCUGGUGAAUACACAGGAGAGCUCAUUGGUGUGGAAUAUUUGUAUUCUCAGACCAAUAGAGCUUUAGAGGAAGACAUAGCUAAAGAUCCUGACGUUCCCGAUGGCCUUCAGGAUGAAGACCUACUGGCUGAUCUGGAGGGGGAUGAGGGGUUUGAGGAUGCAUACCUCGACGAGCCCACUGAAUUUAUGGAGCUUGAGAGCAACCUCCAGAACCCCUCUCAGCCCCCAUCCCAGACAGACCCAGCAGCUGUGUCUUCUUCUCCUGCGUCGUCCAGUCAGAGCCAGAUGGACAGUGUGGGACCAAAUGGCCAACCUGGAUAUGACCAUGUCAUUAGACUGGCUGACUGUCUGGUUGACCUGCGGCUUCAGGGGUUUGUCACACAAAGUAUGGUGGAUGAGAUUGUCAUGCUGUGGAACCACCUGGCAGAUCAUGACAAGGGGCCUCUCAUCUAUUCCCCUCGCCACCGCGACAGACUGCUGAAGGGUCGCUUUAAGGUCAGCCAUUCGAAGACCAACGUAACCCCUGGCACAGACAGUCUAAAGAGAUGCUUCCUUGGUGAGGAUGGACCUGCACAGUGGCCCAGCGCAAGCCGUCUGGUGGAAGCUGUCUGCCUGGCUCUCUGCCGAAUCCACCCGGCCGGCCAAACCAUCGCUGGAGUUUGUGUGAACCAAUGGGCUGCCAUUCUAAGGGACUACAGGAAGAUCCGUGAUGUAGUCCUGGGCAGCCCGGCAGCCCCGGAAUCAUGGUUCAUAGGACACUCGUGUUUUGAGUCUGCAAUACCGCAGGAUGCGUCUGAACAGGCAGCACCGCGUUCUCGAGGCCGACCGCCUCCUGUGGGCACAAUGGCAGCAUCUGUCCGACCUGGUCCUCAUGUCUCUCCUGGCUUUGCUGUGACUGCUCCUGUUCCUGCUGGUGCUGCACCUGUUCCUGCUGGUGCUCCGCCAGUUCCUGUUUCUGCUGGUGCUGUGCCAGUUCCUGUUUCUGCUGGUGCUGCGCCUGAUCCUGUUGUUGGAGUACAUGUACCAGUUGCAGCGCCAGAUGAAAAGAGGGUGCCAAAGACCACAGCGUGGCGGCAGAAGAAGUUGGCGGAGGCAGCCGCUGCAGCAGCAGCUCAAGGUUUGACUCCCCAAAAAAGACAAGCACCUCAAAUGGAAAGCAAACCAAGGCUGUGCAAGGAGGCUGGAGAGCUUGUGCUCAGGGCAUCUCAGGAGGCUGCCACUGUGGAGAAAGUCCACCUUUCUCAGGUGGCUAAAGGGGUGCCUUUGUGCCAGACUACCCAGAGGUUGUGCUGGGGCAAGCCAGGGUCAAGGUUAUCCAAGGUGGAGGGGAUCCCUUUGAUGAUGUAA